AUGUCCGGCCACCCCGCGAGCGUGUGUGGCUUGCAGCAGCGCAGUAGGGAGAAUCGUGCGCACAACCACAUGGUGCUCAGGAAACUGGCGACGUUCUCGAUGUUGAUGGUCAUCGUGCCUUUGAGCACGUUUUACAGUGUGCGCAGCUUCUUUACACCAGGAGAGCCGGGAAGUCAGUACGCGGACGUCUGGAGCGGAUGUACAGCAGUGCUUGCUGUCAACGUCGUCAUUGGGCUCUACGUGCUGUCGGCGUGGAAAGAAGAGGACGAGAAACAAGUGGCCCCGCCCGUGGGCCGUUUUGCCACGAAGAAAGAGCAAUAG
This is a messenger RNA of Hyaloperonospora brassicae, 321 nucleotides long. Lineage: Eukaryota; Oomycota; Peronosporomycetes; Peronosporales; Peronosporaceae. The record is from the annotation of a GenBank genome assembly.